This is a messenger RNA of Exophiala mesophila, 2113 nucleotides long. RefSeq lists its product as uncharacterized. The record is from RefSeq and is a predicted model, not a curated record. NCBI's taxonomy places the organism in Eukaryota, Fungi, Ascomycota, Eurotiomycetes, Chaetothyriales, Herpotrichiellaceae. The transcript has 3 exons. The coding region runs from base 286 to 1356 and encodes 356 amino acids.
CUCGCUCUCCCUCUCCCUCUCCCUCUGUCUCUCUACCUCUCUCCCUGUCGACGCAUCUUGCUGUUCACCAACUGUCACCACUCGCUCACCUUCGUUGACGAUGCGCCAAAUCACUUCGUCAACAUGCGCUCGCUAACGUAGCAUACGACCCAUUCGUUCCAACUCACUCGCUACCCACGUAUUCGCUGAGGUCCUGACGCUCCAUACAAUUGCCACCUCAACAAACAUCCUUCUUGUCGAAUGUCGUUGAUCAAAGACACUUGACAGCAAGACAGCAAGAGCAACAUGUAUUCCACCGACAGUGCCCGACCGACUUGGGCCAUUUGCGCCAUCAUCUCCCUCUUUCUAUCUAACCUUGGCUUUGCGCAGAACUUUGUCCCCACCACACCCUCGUCUACUUUUCCCGCCUGUGCCGUGAGUUGUACUGUACUCCUCCAAGCCCAAACCCUCUGUCUCCCGCCCAAUGUUGCCGCCGCCGCCAACAUCAACUAUGAGAUGUGUUUCUGUCAGAGCAACCUCUUGACUGCCCUCUAUUCAACUCCAGAUGCCAUUUGCGCUGCUGAGUGUCAAGCUGCAAAUGAUCGCGCCCUGUUGCAAACUUGGUAUAGAUCCUUCUGCAGCUCCGUCGGGCAAGGCAUUGAUCCAGUCUCCACGGCACCCGCUCCCACCGCCACACAAAGUGUCGUGGUUGUCACUGUCACCAGCACCUCGUCAUCCCCAGGAUCUUUAGCAACAGAGGGGGCAACUGCCAGCACACCCGCUCCGGUAUCCAAUCAGUCAUGGAUCCAAGGCCAUUGGAGAUGGAUCCUCAUGGUGGCAAUUCUGAUUGUGGGACUUGGUCUGCUGGCAUGGCUUUUGAUUUGGUUAAAAAAGAGGCAUCGGAGAAAGGUAGACGAAAGACGUGCAGCUGCUUCUGGAUUCCCAACUGCCGCCGAGAAACGCGAGGGUGCUCAAUCAGCAACUCGCGAAUUGUGGGGCCCGCAUCAGCACAUGAAUUACACCCAUGGCAUAGACGGCCCUAAUACCGAACGAGUGGUAGGUAGCGGCGCUCUUGCUGCUCGCGACAAGCGACAUCGACGAAGAUCGAGAAGCAAGAGACACCGUGAGUCGAGGGAUCCAAGCCAGACAUCACACAACAGACCCAGCGCCUCUCGACGAGAAUCUUCCAGAGGCAAGGCCCGAGCAGUUGCGUCCACGGAGCCCGUGGCCUCCGAUAUAGAUCUAGCUGGACGUGACAGGAGUCGGAGUCGCCCGCGGAGAAAUCCCAAUAGCGACAUUGAACGAGGCCCCAACUCAGACCACCAACGACGCCUUCGUGAAGUUCGUGGAGCCCGCCGAAACCAUGAUCCUACUUGAGGCCCCCCCACAUGUCGCCAAAACUUGUCGCACGGACGCAUCCAUGACUGUUUGUUCUGGUGUACACCAACACCACGCAAUAGGUUCAACGCGCAUGACAGCUACCCUGCCGAAAUGGGCUGCGGCCAGGAUUGAAAGAAGCACCAUCAUUCAUGUCAACCAAAUAUAAUCUCGUCAUCUUCGAGACCCACUUACCUCGAUACCUUGACACUGGGAAGCCAUGCACCAACCAUCCGUUUAGAAGAGCGCGACCCUCGGCCUCGCAAACAUGAUUCCCGAGACAACCCUCCCAUGGACUGUAUUUUGACAAUUUGGAAUUUUGACAUGGCCAUUUGAAAUGGAAUGUUGGCCCGAGGAACAUGGGCUCUGAGACCUCAUGUCUGUUUUGGUCGCACCGACGCCUCUUGGUCCACUUAUUUUGUUUCUCUCAUGUGGAACCAGAGAUCAAGGUGUGAAACCAACAGGAAGUGUUCAAGUGCAUUGAUGCAUUGAUGCAUUAAUGCAUCAUCUGAACUUGGAUGGUGGGGUUUUGAAACAGUACAGUGUAGAUCUGAAGUUUUGGCUCAUUGGUUUGGAGUUACCUGUGUACAAAGAAGUAUUUAAUCCUCUGGGUGUUAUUCUUGGGGCAAGCUAGUGUUAGUCUAUUGGUCCGUGAAGUUCGCAGGCUCUUGCCAGCUUGAUGAUGAAUGAAUCGAAACAAUAGAUAGGAGGUUUACACACAAGUUAUCUACAGAGUGGAAUCUGAUAUUCGUCCUCC